AUGAGGAUCGGGUCGAGAAUCGUGCGGUGGUUGCACACAAACAAAACUCCGCUUCGGGAUUUGGGAGGCGGAGGAGGGGUGCCUCGGACGAUAACCUUGAUUCCGAUGGCAGCGAUGGACAAGAUAAUGCCAAGUGGCAUCCAUAGGAAGGUCAUGAGAGCAAUUAAAGGUGUGGGUCUUUGUACUAAGCGGCCCUCGUGGAAUAUUAUAGGGGACAAGAGCUCGUUCCUCGGUAGUGGUGCCGCCCAAAUCGGGCAAACUUGGCCCGAAUUCCCUCACGACCUCCAUCCUCUUGUUGGGCCCGACGAGCACGCCCGGUUUCCUCACGAAGCCCGUGGCCCGGCCCGAGCCCGUCUCCUCCAGCUCAGUCCCGAGCACCCUAUCCGCGCCCAAAUACUUCUCACAAAAAUGCUCCACCAUGAUCCUAGGGCUCGCGGUCACCACGCACUUCCUACCGAACGAGUUGAAAACGCGCCAUGUGUCGGGAUUCACGUCCUCCGCGUAAAACCGUGGCAGAACAGACCGGGCCGCGAGCUUGAUUUCACGGAUUUUGAGGCCCGAGAAGGCGAUGAAGAUUAG
This is a messenger RNA of Striga asiatica, 579 nucleotides long. NCBI's taxonomy places the organism in Eukaryota, Viridiplantae, Streptophyta, Magnoliopsida, Lamiales, Orobanchaceae. The record is from the annotation of a GenBank genome assembly.